This is a messenger RNA of Closterium sp. NIES-65, 1716 nucleotides long. The record is from the annotation of a GenBank genome assembly. Lineage: Eukaryota; Viridiplantae; Streptophyta; Zygnematophyceae; Desmidiales; Closteriaceae.
AUGAUCAUAAGCGAAGUUAUUGGAAGGAAGCGAGACGUGAACGCGGCAGGGGAGAUUCCUUCUACCACGAUUUCCGCUGAGUCAUCAGAUUCCCUAGCCGCCACCCACGGCGCCUCCCUCGCUUCCCUCGACUCGCCCAACGAGGUCAUUUUCCAUGAAGGGCCCACCGACUCGGAAGAGAAGACAUCGACGCUUGCUAUUUCUGCUGCCGUCUCGGCCGCCGUCGCCGAGACGCAGAAGCUUUAUGGAGCCGCGGCUGCUGCCGUUGUUGCCGAUCUCGCACCGUCCCUCGUCAGCACCGCGUCUCCCGCCGCGAUCGACGCUCACAUCCGCGCGUGCGUCUCCGACGGCCUCGACUCCGCUUUCUACGUCAUGGACGCCGGCGUCGCGCUGCAGCUGCACGCCACGUGGACGCAGCUGCUGCCACGUGUGCAACCCUUCUAUGCCGUCAAGUGCAACCCCGACCCGGCGCUCCUCUCCCUGCUCGCAUCCGUCGGUGCAGGAUUCGACGUGGCCAGCAAAGCCGAAAUGGAAAUGGUCGCCGCGGCUUGCGGCGGAUCCCUCCCGGACCCGUCGCGCAUCAUCUACGCCAACCCCUGCAAGCUCCCGGCGCACAUCCGCUUCGCGGCGGCGGCCGGCGUGAACAUGACGACGUUCGACUCGGUCACGGAGCUGCAGAAGCUGCGCCGCUGGAACCCGUCCGCGCAGGCGGUGUUGCGCGUGCGCGUGGACGACCCGGGCGCGCGCUGUCCCAUGGGGGUGAAGUACGGCGCGGAGGCGGAGGAGUGCCCGGAGCUGCUGGCGGCGGCGCAGGAGCUAGGCGUGGAGGUGGUAGGCGUGGCGUUCCACGUGGGCAGCGGAGCCAAGGACGCGCGGAUUCUCGGAGACGCGAUCAUGCUCGCGAGGGAUGUCUUCAACGUGGCGGAGCAGCUGGGCAUGGCGCCGCUGUCGUUGCUGGAUAUCGGAGGAGGCUUCACGUACGACGGGCUGCAGGAUGAUGACUACGCGAGCGCCGGUGGUGGAGCGGGCGCUGAGGAUGGUGGUGCUGAUGGCGAGAUGUCGUUCCUGAAGGCGUGCUACUCCGUGAACGUCGCUCUCGCAAAGUACUUUCCUGAAGAGAUGGGCGUGCGUGUGAUCGCCGAACCUGGGCGCUUCUUCGCGGAAGCUCCCUUUAUGCUGGCUACGAAGGUGUUUGGCGUGCGCUCCCGAAGGACCACGGCCAGCAAGGCUGCUGCGCUCGCCGCUCUCACCGAGCACGCGUCGAGCUCAUCUGGAAACGCGUCGGCUGGUGAAUGCGCGGUGAUGGAGUAUUGGAUUGACGAUGGCAUCUACGGGUCCAUGAACUGCCUGCUGUACGACCAUGCGGUUAUCUCCGCUCGCCCUGUCAAGAUGGCUGCUGAGGGACAAGACGCGGCGGAGGAGGGGCAGCUGUGCCGGUCGACGGUCUUUGGGCCGACGUGCGAUGGCUUGGACACGAUUCUGAGGGAUGUGUGGCUGCCGCGCCUCGACCUGGAUGACUGGCUGGUGUUUCCGAAGAUGGGUGCGUACACCCAAGCAGCUGGGUCCAGCUUCAAUGGCUUCGUCACGUCUGACAUCAGAAUUGUCCGGGUCUUCUCCUCCGCCUUCCCAGAGGGCGUUGCUGAAGCCGCUGCAUGCCUGCACGACCGCGUGGCUGAUGCCUUGUCUUUCUCUGAUAGCGAUGUUUUGUCAGAGUAA